CUCCACGUGGUGGGCGAUAGCGCGAUGAUAUUGGCGCAGAUGAGGAGACGGCGUCCGCCCAGAGCGCCACAUUUACGGAGCAUUUUCGCGCAAUGCAGAGGGAUAGCAGAUCGGGUCCAUCUGUGCACGUGGAACCAUCAUUCGAGAGCCUUCAACAAGGCCGCUGACAUGUUGGCAAAUAUCGCGAUGGACGAUCGCAAGAGUCGUCAGGUAUUUCGCUCGGACCAACCAACCCCGCUGGGCAGAAGUCACUCGCCUUUUAGACGGUGA
Phytophthora sojae is the source of this 270-nucleotide messenger RNA. RefSeq lists its product as hypothetical. NCBI's taxonomy places the organism in Eukaryota, Oomycota, Peronosporomycetes, Peronosporales, Peronosporaceae. The record is from RefSeq and is a predicted model, not a curated record. The transcript has a single exon. Gene Ontology annotation, molecular function: RNA-DNA hybrid ribonuclease activity; nucleic acid binding. The annotation marks the transcript as partial.